Nymphaea colorata (pocket water lily) is the source of this 1828-nucleotide messenger RNA. RefSeq lists its product as uncharacterized. Gene Ontology annotation, molecular function: acetylglucosaminyltransferase activity. The record is from RefSeq and is a predicted model, not a curated record. Bases 147 to 1613 code for a protein of 488 amino acids. The transcript has 3 exons. NCBI's taxonomy places the organism in Eukaryota, Viridiplantae, Streptophyta, Magnoliopsida, Nymphaeales, Nymphaeaceae.
CCGACUAUUUUUAGCAGUCGCCUCUUCCCAGUCGGUGCCCAACGUGAACCGGGAAAAAAGCUACCCGCCGGGAUUCUGCAAUUUCCCGGCAGCCGGGGAGUUUCCAAUUCCCCGCACUUUCUUUGGUCUCCGGUUGCGGGAGAGCCAUGUCGGGGAGCGGGGAGCCGAUUGGAAAGCCGGUGGCGUCCUGGGCUCUCGGCCUCUUCCCGGAGAACAUCGUCGGCUUCUGCUCCCGGGGUCUCAAGUACAUCGCUGCCGCCUUCCUCUCCUUGCCCGUCCUCUACGUAUUCUACUCCUCUCUUUCUCCCGCCCGCCGGUACGCCGACUGCUUCGAUUUCUCCCCCGCGCCAGCCGGCUCUGUCGCCGACGGGGAGGCGCUCAACGUCAGCCACAUCGUAUUCGGGAUCGGAGCAUCGGUGGACACGUGGGAGAAGCGUCGGCGGUACGCCGAGCUCUGGUGGAGGCCCGGCGAGACGCGGGGGUUCGUCUGGCUGGAUAGGAAGCCCGAGACGUGGGAGGACGGCGGGCCGCCGUACCGCGUAUCGGAGGACUUAUCGAACCGCGGAUUCGGCGGGUCGCCGUCGGCGGUGCGUAUGGCUCGGAUCGCGGCGGAGAGCUUCCGAUUGGGGCUGGAGGGGGCGCGGUGGUUCGUUAUGGGGGACGACGACUCGGUGUUCGUGCCGGAUAAUGUCGUGGCCGCCUUGGCUGGGCUCGAUCACCGGGCGAUGUGGUACGUCGGUGCGCCGUCGGAGAGCGUGGAACAGGACUUGGUGCAUUCCUAUGGAAUGGCCUUCGGGGGGGGAGGCUUUGCGAUUAGCCUGGCCGCCGCCGAGGCGCUAUCCGGCGCCAUCGACGGCUGCCUGGAGAGGUACGGCAAAUUCUACGGCAGCGACCAGCGGGUUCAGGCCUGCAUGAGCGAACUCGGUGUGCCCUUGACGCGUCACCCCGGCUUCCACCAGGUGGAUAUUCAUGGGGACGCCUACGGCCUGCUGGCAGCCCACCCGAUGGCUCCGCUGGUGUCGCUGCACCACCUCGACGCCGUGGAGCCUCUCUUCCCCACCAAGACGCAGCUGGACUCGGUGGGCGCGCUCAUGGGGGCGGCCAGGUUCGACCCAGCGCGGACCCUGCAGCAGGCCUUCUGCUACGACCCGAGACUAAGGUGGACCGUCUCGGUCUCGUGGGGCUACACGGCCCAGAUCUACCCGGCCCUUCUGCCGCCUCAUGUGCUGGAGAAGACGCUCAGGACGUUCCAGACAUGGCGGAGCAGCCAGGACGGGCCCUUCACCUUCAACACCAGGCCCAUGCCGGACGAGCCCUGCGCCAGGCCGGCGAUCUUCUUUCUACACCGAGUCGAGAACGUAUCGAGUAAAGCUACAAUUACGAUGUACGGGAGACACGUACCUGGUCCAGAGAUGGUGUGCAAGGACAGGAACUACCCGUCCUUGGCGUUGCAGAACGUGAGGGUCUUCUCUUCCAAGAUGCCGUCCUCUGUUUGGACACAGGGAGCUGCAAGAAGACAGUGCUGCGACAUCAAGUGGGGAAGGUUGAAGGCAGCAAUCGACGUCCGACUAAGGAGUUGUGGGCUCCAUGAGACGAUAACUCCCCCAAAGUGACGCCCCCCGCCGGCAUACAGUUUUUUUUUUUUUCCUUUGGUUCUUUCUACCCACCCCCUCUGCGGAAGCCACGUACUGUACAUACAGGACCUUUUUUUUUUCGUGUUGUAUUUUUUCCCUCAUAAUUUUAUAGGGGCCAUAAUACAAAUAGCAUAAAAGAAAAAGAAGAUGGCUCAUGCUGCCGAAGCUUCAUAUCAUCUUGAACUCUCCUUUUU